AUGGAUGCCGCUCUUGGUCAAGCAGAGCUCGCCACUGCGGGCGAUAUCUUUGACGUCAUCAUCAUCGGUGCCGGCAUAUCUGGUAUCAACACAGCAUACUACCUCCAGGCCCACGGGCCUCCAGGGGCUUCAUACGCCAUUCUCGAAGGGCGUGGCGAAAUUGGCGGAACCUGGGAUCUCUUUCGUUACCCUGGAAUACGAUCAGACUCCGAUAUCUAUACCUUCGGGUUCUCAUGGAACCCAUGGAAAGGCGACAACCCUCUAGCCAGCGGCCCAUCCAUCAUGUCUUACCUGCAUGAGUCGGUGUCGAAGUAUGGUAUCGACAAAAAUAUCAAGUUUCACCACCAAGUCAUCUCGGCAGACUGGCAGUCAUCAGAGUCGCUAUGGACAUUACAAACAACUGGGCACGGUGAAAAGGUCAACUGUUUCAAGGCCCGUUUCGUCGUCCUAGGUACCGGUUACUAUGAUUAUGAGCAACCGCUGGCUGCGGAGAUCCCUGGCAUCAAAAGCUUCACAGGCCCAGUCGUUCAUCCACAGUUUUGGCCCGAAGAUCUUGAUUACCGGAACAAGCACGUGGUCAUUAUUGGAAGUGGAGCGACUGCGGUGACAUUGCUACCAAACAUGGCCACGGAGGCCAGUCGAACGACAAUGCUUCAGAGAAGCCCAACCUACAUUACGGGGCUGCCAACCCAGAAGAGCCUUCCCAGCAGGCUAAUGCUGUCUGUACUUCCGAGGAGUAUCUCGAGCCGAAUUCUGAGAGUUCAAUUCAUCUUGCUCGGUUACCUGCUUUAUUACUAUUGUCAGCUGUUCCCACAGUCAGCACGGAGAGCUUUGCUGGGACGCGCUGCCAAGGAGCUGCCCCCUUCAAUUCCUCUGGAUCCCAACUUCAGUCCCAAGUACAACCCCUGGCAGCAACGUCUUUGUGUGUGCCCAGACGCUGAUUUCUUCGCGGCGUUACGCUCUGGGAAGGCAGAUGUCGUAACCGACGUCAUUGACGUGGUGACCAACAACGAAAUUGUGUUGAAGUCUGGAAGAAUUCUCAAGCCAGACAUCAUUAUCACCGCAACUGGGCUCAAAAUACGGUUCGCUGGCGCGAUCUCCCUUUCUGUCAACGGAAACCCCGUGGAUCCGAACCAGAAGUUCGGGUUCAAGGGCUGCAUGCUCCAAGACGUGCCCAACUUGGCAUAUGUGUUCGGAUAUGCCAAUGCAUCUUGGACUUUGGGUGCCGAAGCUACAAGUUCAUACCUGGUUCGUCUUUGGCGGAGCAUGAGAUCGAAUGGCAUCCACUCCGUUACACCAUAUACUGUGGAUGCCAACAACAUGAAGCCCAAGCCUGUCAUGAGUCUCACCUCAACAUAUGUCAGACAUGCAACCAAGGUGUUUCCCAAAGCUGGAGAUGGGAUGUGGGCUGCCAGAAAAUUCUAUAUGCUUGAUCUCUGGCGGGCUAUGUUUGGGAACAUCUUUGCCGGAUUGAAAGUCGCAUAG
Molecule: messenger RNA, 1485 nt
Organism: Colletotrichum gloeosporioides
Lineage: Eukaryota; Fungi; Ascomycota; Sordariomycetes; Glomerellales; Glomerellaceae
Product: FAD-containing monooxygenase EthA
Exons: 1
Coding region: 1-1485 (494 amino acids)
Source: RefSeq, a predicted model, not a curated record